This is a messenger RNA of Diceros bicornis minor, 3227 nucleotides long. RefSeq names its product proline rich 19 (gene PRR19). NCBI's taxonomy places the organism in Eukaryota, Metazoa, Chordata, Mammalia, Perissodactyla, Rhinocerotidae. The record is from RefSeq and is a predicted model, not a curated record. The coding region runs from base 2068 to 3159 and encodes 363 amino acids. The transcript is spliced from 3 exons.
CUCGUACGCGCCUGGCUAGCAGGGGACGCUCCCAUUUUUCUACUCCUGUGGAGGAGAAAAAGCAAGACGGCAAAAUGUGAAAAUUAGACGCUCAGUUGUAAAGAGACACUCUAAGGCAGCGCCAGGACUUUAGAGAACCUAUCUCCUCGUGGGCCUCCCCUGCGCAAAAACAGCAGUUUUUAUGGCAUAAUAUCUAAACUACGUCUUUGCAUUACAGACAUCACAGGCCCUGCAAAGAGGGUAGAAGAAGGUGCAGAAAGAGCAAGGAAAUUAGAGACGCUGCAAGGCCCAGGUCCAGCCUGGCGCCCCUCCCGCGCAGCUCAUCUUGCAGAUCUGUGGCCUCUGCUCCGCUCCCUAAACCCAUGGCCGACCAACAACUUCGGUUGGGUGCGUCUGGGCUCUGAAACCUGCAUCCACAGCCAAGGCCACCUAAGGUCGCACCCUCCCACCCCAAAAUUAAUCUCAGACCUCAAAUCUUCCCAGAUCUCCCUGUUCUUGGGUACCAGGUGGGGGUCCCACAUCCCCCUAAACCUCCUGAUUACAUUCCUGUAGCUCCACUCCCAGAUAGGAUCUUUGUAUCUAUUCAUUCCUUCUACGUAGGUUGAUACUGAGAUAUAGAGAUGAGUCUUAUUUUUUUGUGUUUAUGUUUUGCCUCAAUCCACUUGCCUGGAAUAGGGCUGACCUUUAGUACCAAGUACUAUGGCAGCUCACAAGUACUUGCUGAACGAAUAUUAAAUGAAUGGGUCAGAUCCCAGCCUUAUCUCAGAGUGUUGGGGGAGACAGAUCCAGAAACAGAGCUGAGGGAAGGAUCAAGGUUGUGAUUAAGGGAGCUACAAAGGGCCUCUGAGGAAGGAGGAAGAGAAGGACUCUGAGGGCGAGGGGUUUCCUAGGAGUAGUAUCUGAGUUAGACUUUGAAAGAUCAUGAAGAUUGGGCAAGUAAUAUUACACAGGUAAUAUAGCAUAUCAAGGCAUGGGGAAUACACUGGCAUAGCUUGAUUUUAAAGUCUGAGGGGAGGGGCCGGCCUGGUGGCGCAGCGGUUAAGUGCGCGAGCUCCACUUCCACGGCCCAGGGUUCACAGGUUCGGAUUCCUGGCGGGCACCAAGGCACCGCUUGUCAAGCCAUGCUGUGGCGGUGUCCCGUAUAAAGUAGAGGAAGAUGGGCAUGGAUGUUAGCUCAGGGCCAAUCUAACUCAGUAAAAAAAGGGGAGGAUUGGCAUCAGAUAUUAGCUGAGGGCUGAUCUUCCCCACCAAAAAGAAAAAAAAAAGAGUCCGAGGGGAGAAGUGUAGAUAGAUAAGUCGCAGACUGAGAGAAGCAGUUCCUGAAGCAAAGCUUGCAGGAAACGCUUCGAGGCAUUCGUUCACCAAGCACUGUUUCAAGUUAUAUGUAUUGGCUCAUUUCAUACUUACAGCAACCAUAUGAAGGAGGUACUAUUACCAACUCCAUUUACAGAUUAGAAAACUGAGGCUCUGAGCAGUUUCACACUUUUCGAAGGUCACCCAGCUCAAAUGUGCCAGUUUGGGCAUUUGAACCUAGGUUAGUCUUGCUCCACAGCCUAGGUCUGAAUGAUGACACUAUGAUGACCAUAUACUGAUUCUCUAGGGAUGAAAUCUGUGACUGCCUGGGGACUGGCUGCACAAGGGGGCUACCAGGGCCCUUUUCCCGCUGGCACCUCGCCUCACCUCACGCUCCAGCCAGAAAGUUUGCCAAUAAAUGUCUAAACCAAUCAGCAUUCAGGAAGGGGGCGGGCCUAGUGGACCUCACAGCCAAUUGGUGGAUGGGAGGUGACUAAGGACAAAUAAGAGAGGUUUCCGACAGUGAGGCUGGGAGGGGCGGGGCUAUAACCGGCACUUUGCACGUGGCACGUGCCCCGUGGGCCUUCUGAGAGGAAGUCAAAGGGCGUGGGAGGGGCACGCGCAUACGCGUGGUGCGCAGGAGGCCCUGCGUGAGGCCUGGAAGAGCGCCAGGAUCGUCGUGUUCUGGGUGCACCGCGGGAAAGAAGCCAUUCUGCCCCACAGCCACGUGGGGUUGGCGAGUGGCGGGGUUCGUUGGGGCAGAAGAAGGACACCAUGGACCCCCGGGGGCCAGCCCCCCGGCCUUUCCAGCGGCUUGAGAAACCUGGUCGUGUUCAACGCAGGAAGACCAGGCGGGAGCGUAACAAGGCCCUGGUGGGCAGCCGCCGGCCAUUCGCCCCUCAGGAUCCUCCCUUGGCCAGUCCGGAUUUACCUGUGGCCCUCCAGGAUCCUGUGGCCCCUAAUGCCCACAGGCUCGUGGUCAUAACCCGGGGCCGGCUGAGCCGGGAGCACCGGGGUCUCUUCAACCAUGAGGUGAAAUCUCUGGACGUGGCACGGCUGCUUAGCAGUGGGUCCCUGGAGCCCGGCACCCCUGUACUCCCCAUUAAGCCCUCCCCAAACCCAGGCAGGGCCCAAGAACCAGUCCCACAGUCAAGGGGCAAGGAGAACCAGGUGCCUGGAGGCUCGGGCCCAGGCCCACCUAGUCCCCCAGAGCUCCCUGCCUUGGGGCAGCUGCUGGAGGAGCUGCAGUGCCAGCUGAUUCUACCACAGGCCUUCCCCAGGAGGAACCUAGUGCAAGAGACCAGGGAUGCCAUCGUGGGCACCUUACAGGCUUGCCAUGGCUGUGUGCCCGACCUUACCCUGGUGCUCCGGGGCGGCCAGCCACCCUUGCCAGGGACCAAGCCUGGGGGCCCUGAGAGACAAAGAAUGACACCCUCCUGGAUCAACAACCCUGAGCAGGCCCCAGCGGAGGGGAGGCAGAGGAGGCGACAGGGGACAAAGGAGCUCACCUUCGCCAUGCCUCAUACCUCCAGCACUCCCACUAUGCACAGAGUGAGCCUGGCGCCGCCAAAAGGUCCCUGGCCACCCUCGUUGCCCUCAUUGCCUUCACCAUCUGCGGCGGCCUGGGGCCCCCCAACAGCCUUUGACCUGCUGAAAAGCAUCUGGCUGGUAGCCACACCGCCCCUUCCCCGGCCCAGGGGGGUUGGCCUACCACAACCCCUGCCUCAGCCACCAUCACCCUUGUUGCCCCGAACCUCUUCCCUGGACUGGAGCCCCAGCUCCCCUGCCCCACUGCCCAGCCUCUCCUGGGUGGUGGCCCAGAGCAGCCCAGAGGCCUGGUCCUUUCCACCCAUGAGACUGUACUGAGGGGUCUGAGGCUGGGCUGGGGGCAGGAAUCCCACACUCCUAAUCACCUCAAUAAAGUACCUUCUUCA